Molecule: messenger RNA, 759 nt
Organism: Octopus sinensis (East Asian common octopus)
Lineage: Eukaryota; Metazoa; Mollusca; Cephalopoda; Octopoda; Octopodidae
Exons: 1
Coding region: 1-759 (252 amino acids)
Source: RefSeq, a predicted model, not a curated record
AUGGACAACUCUGGCCAGGGAUCACUUACAUACUUAACAAACCAUCUACUUUUCAUGGAUAACUUAAAAAUAUUCUCAAAGAAAGAAGAUACGUUGAUAAAAAUGAUGAAUGAUGUUAAUCUUUUCUUCGAGACUGCUGGACUAGAGAAAAAUGUGGAAAAGUCAGCUACUUACGUGCAGUGCUUGGCUUCCGAGGCAAAACUACUUGAUGGACUUGAUAGCUACCGAUACCUGGGAGUGCUCGAAGAUAAAAUGAGUAACAUACUGAAAAGCGAUGUGCUAAAAUCAAUCUUUGAUGAGAUGAAGAAAAGAAUUAACAAUCUGACCACUACAAAACUUAACUCAGGGAAUCUAUUCAAAUCCAUCAAUGAACAUGCAUUGUCUCUUUAUAAUUAUUAUAUUGGACUUAUUGAUAUCGACCCAACCGAAUUUGAGGUUAUUGAUAAGAAAAUCAGAGGAAUUCUAAUACAGAAUAAGAUUCACCUGAAGCCGGCGAACAAAGAAAGAUUAUACCUACCCAGGAAUCGUCUUGGAAGAGGACUCGUAUCUAUAACUCAAAAAAGCGAACAAAUGCUCCUCCAAUUUUUCGGAGACCUUGAAAAGAAGUCUCAUUACUGUUUGAGAAGAGCGGGAAUUCUGCGGGUCAUGAAGUCAAAGAAAACACAUAUGGCCACAAUCGUAAAUAUUUAUCACUCGAAAAUACAAAAUUGGAGACCAUGGAAGUCUCAAUGUGAAGGCACUGCAAGGAUUACAGAAUGA